Molecule: messenger RNA, 1209 nt
Organism: Rotaria socialis
Lineage: Eukaryota; Metazoa; Rotifera; Eurotatoria; Philodinida; Philodinidae
Source: the annotation of a GenBank genome assembly
AUGUCAACAAAUACUUCAGUAGAAUCCCUUAUAUUACUGACACCGCCUGAUAGCGAAUAUUUAUCAUCGACACUAUUAGACAACACAACAAUCUGUGCAGAUGAUUUAAUUAAUGAAUUACUUGAGGGGUUGUCCGGUCGAAUUAUAUGGGGCAUAAUACAAAUCAUUUUUAUGUUAUCGGGUAAUAUAGGAAAUAUUGUUACAUUAGUAGUUCUCAAUCGUCGUUUAAUGCGUAAAGGAGGUGUAAAUAAUCUUUUACAGGGCCUUGCUAUAAGUGAUAUAGUUGCCCCAACCCUUGCUUGUAUUCCACACAUUAUUUACUAUUAUGGUUCGACAACAAAUGAUGACAUAAUAAGUUUUAUUAAUUUAUAUAUUAUGCCGAUCGCAACUGGUGCAACAUUUUGUUCAAAUUGGAUUGUUGUAACAAUAACAAGUUUUCGAUUGAUGAUUGUUGUUAAACCUCUUUAUUCACAAAUUUAUUGUUCAAGUCGUAAUGAAAAAAAAGCACUAAUUAUCAUUUUCUUCUUUAGUAUUCUAUCUAUAGUCCCUUACUAUUAUUAUCGUUCUCAUAUCAAUGCCCAAUAUGUUAUAAAAGUUAUAUCAGGAAUAUUAUCCAUAUUAGGACCAUGGAUCAUAUGUGUUGUUCUUUGGAUAUUACUUAUACGAAUUGUUAGCCAUAAAAUUGGCUUAAAAAAAUCAAACGAAUUUAUACUACAUUCAGAAAUAGUCGCACAGCGUUUAAAAUCAAAAUCUAAAAUCACUAAAAUGGUAUUAAUUAUAUGUUUUUUUAACAUUAUAUGUCAAUUACCGGUAUUAAUUUUAACUAUACUGAGUCUUGUAAAUAGUAACCCAUGUGGAUAUAUGCCAGCGAUGAUUUUUGGUUGUUUGCUUUUUCUAUCUAACUUACUAUUAAUUGUUAAUCAUUCAAUAAAUAUUAUUAUCUAUUCAUUGACAAAUCGUAAAUUUCGUUAUACAUUAAAAAUGAUGUGUCGUCGUUGUCAUUGUUUUCAUAAUCAUCAAUUGAGACAACAAACAAUGAUGGCAAUAAUGCAGUAUGAUGAACAACGGAACGGAACUUAUCAACAAAAAUGUGAUAAUGAUAUAUGUUCAACCACAAAUAUUCGUCACAAUCCACGUGUAUUAAUUUCAAUACGUUUAAAACCUAUUUCAAGACAAAAUCUAUGUACACGUAGACGUAUCAAUUUAUGA